CAGUAUCAGCGAGAAGUUAGGGUUUUUAUUCACAUUUGCAAAGCAGACAUUAUUAUUCCUUUAUUAAAAUUCCAUUUUCAGUCUCUUCACUCCUCUGUAAAAAUUCCAAUAAUUCAAAAAAUUAUAGCUAAGACGGGGUCCCUUUGUUGCGUGGCUGCAAGGCCACAUGGGUCCAAUGCAGCUAGUGGAGAAUGGUCCAUGGGGCCACAUGAGCCUUACUGGCGAACUAAUUCAAGCUUCUCCCCAGCACCAUCCAGAUGGGAUUUCCGCUUCCAACCUGAAACAUUAUCCUUUGGCUCUAAUGAUGGAGUUCAAUUGUAUGGAUCUUCUGCUUCAUCAAACAGUAGAGAUAGUAGAAGUUGGAUGAGGGGGAACCAAUUGGCCAAUCACCAAUAUCUCAUAUCAGAUGGUGUUGGUGCAUACUGUAGUAGUCCAUCGGACAUCUCUCCAGCACAGCAGUGGACUCCACCAGCUAUCCAAGAAAUCAACAUUGAUGAUUGUGGUACUUCAAGAAGGGAUGCAAUCACGAGGCCAUUUUCAUUUUCACCCACAAUGGAGGGAACAUCAAUUGCCAGGGAUGGCGGAGGCUCAACUUCAUCCCGAUCUGACAGUAGUGAUUGUGAUUCAAUCACCAAGUCCCAUUCAUCUAAUCGUAGCUUCCCAAGUCGCCGAUUCUUUAUGUCAAAGCCCAUACAUCCUCUGUCAUUUCCAACUGAAACAACACAUAGAAGAGAAGCUAUUGAGAGCCCCUCAGCUGGGUUUUUAGAAAUUGACGCCUCAACACCGCAAAGAGAUAAACACCGCUUAAGCAGUGCUAGUGGCAGUCUUGACUUGACGGAGGCUUCCGAGUCUUUCCAAUCUGACUUCCUUAGCAAACCUUGUAACCCUUCAGAUGGUUUCCGAUGUGGGUUAUGCGAGAGGUUUCUUUCACAAAGAUCGCCUUGGAGUUCCCGACGAAUUGUGAGAAGUGGAGAUAUGCCAGUUGCUGGGGUCCUUUCAUGCCGCCAUGUAUUUCAUGCUGAGUGUUUGGAGCAAGCUACACCAAAAUCAUGUAAAAGUGAUCCUCCUUGUCCAAUCUGUGCCAAGCUUGAAGAGGGUAGUUCUCCAGAGCAGCGAGUUUUAUCCAAGUUCUUUCCUAGGCUUAAAACAUUCAGUGAAGAAGGACCAUCCAAGCCUUGGGGCUGUGCUCAUUCUGGAGAUUGCGUCGAAGGGGCUUUGCACACACCUUCUCGUGGCACUAUGCUCUCACUAAACAAGAACCGAAUAAGGAAAAAUCUUUCUUUGAAGGGUAAUUCAGGCAAGGAAUUUCCGGGGAAAUUAAGAAAAACUAAUACAUUUUCGUCACAGCUAUUUAUUGGAUCAGUUGAUCAUGCAGUGGUGGGAUCUUCAAAAGCAUCAGCAGGUUCCGGGUUGAAGUAGCAACCGAAUUUUGUAUAUAAUUGCAAGGCCGAUGUCCGUGGCCUUUGAUGGUUGAUCUCCUAAUCGCUUUAACUGUUCCUGUUUAUGACUUGGAAUCUUUAGUGGCUUAAUCAUAUUGUAAAAUGUAAUGUAGUGGAAGUUGUGUUUGUUUGCACUUUAAAAGCCUCGAACAAAUUGCAUCUUUUGUGUAAGUUUAAAAUUGAUCUUUGAUCAUUGAACCCAUUAUAUGUAUUCCUGGUAUCCAACAAAGUGUCUUUUCUUUACUUGACAA
Messenger RNA from Capsicum annuum, 1690 nucleotides. RefSeq lists its product as uncharacterized. NCBI's taxonomy places the organism in Eukaryota, Viridiplantae, Streptophyta, Magnoliopsida, Solanales, Solanaceae. The transcript has 4 exons. Bases 199 to 1419 code for a protein of 406 amino acids. The record is from RefSeq and is a predicted model, not a curated record.